Glycine soja is the source of this 1638-nucleotide messenger RNA. Its product is annotated as protein STRICTOSIDINE SYNTHASE-LIKE 6-like. Bases 297 to 1487 code for a protein of 396 amino acids. Lineage: Eukaryota; Viridiplantae; Streptophyta; Magnoliopsida; Fabales; Fabaceae. The record is from RefSeq and is a predicted model, not a curated record. Gene Ontology annotation, biological process: biosynthetic process. Gene Ontology annotation, molecular function: strictosidine synthase activity. The transcript has 4 exons.
AUUAAUUAAGGUACAUGCCAAACACAAAUGUCAUUUAUUAAUUUAGUUACAACAUAAAUCAAUCCUUCGAAGCAUCAUAAAUUGCAGUUACUGUUGUGUGUAGCAGUAAUUUAUUAAAUUAUUAUUGUAAUUGGCGUAGCAAACUACAACUUUUUUUUUUAUUAUAUAUUAUCGCUGCAAACAACAAUUAAAAACAUGGAUUGUAUUGAUGCGUCAUGGAUUAAAUCAAAUGCAUAGCAGAUUCAUGCUUUCCUUCUACAUCGUUGAGUAACAAAUGAGCAUAUUAUCCUUGAAGAAUGUCCCAGUCAAGCCAUGUGGGUUCAGCUUCUUCUUCACCAUAUCACUCUCACUUUCAAAGCCCUACGAAGAGAAGAACAAAACAAAGGUCAUGCCUUUUAUCAUCCUUAUUUGCCAUUGCUUUCAUGGUAGCGUUGGUUUCGGUUCUCUACUGGCUCGGCUCAUUAGGCCCGGCCCAUGAGUGGAGUCGGCCCAUUGGAUCAGAAGUUGUGGCGGUGGGAGAGGUGUCGGGGCCCGAAGACUUGGCUUACGACAAGAGACGGCGCGUGAUUUACACCGGCUGCGAGGAUGGGUGGAUCAAGCGAGUCACGGUGACUGACUCGGUGGCUGACACGGUGGUAAAAAACUGGGUCAACACGGGCGGAAGACCUCUUGGACUUGCUCUUGAAAAAAGUGGGGAACUCAUGGUUGCGGACGCGUUUAAGGGAUUGUUGAGAGUGACAAGGAAAAAGAAAGUUGAGGUACUGGCAGAUGAAGUUGAGGGCUUGAAAUUCAAUUUAACAGAUGGUGUUGAUGUAGCAGAAGAUGGUACCAUUUAUUUCACAGAUGCCACAUACAAACACUCUUUGGAUGAUUACUACAAUGACAUAAUUGAAGGCAAGCCUCAUGGUAGGUUCAUGAACUAUAAUCCAGAAACAAAAAAGGUAACUGUGCUUGCCCGCAACCUGUACUUUCCUAAUGGAGUUGUAGUCUCACAUGAUCAACAUUUCGUGAUAUACUGUGAAACUAUCAUGAAGAGGUGUAGAAAAUAUUAUAUAGAGGGUCCUAAAAAGGGAAGAAUAGGGGAAUUUUGCCGCGACCUACCUGGCAUGCCAGAUAAUAUUCAUUAUGUUGGACAGGGACAAUAUUAUAUUGCAAUGGCCACGUCCUUAACUCCUGAAUGGGAUUUAUUACUUAGAUACCCUUUCAUUCAAAAAGUUGCGGCAAUGGUUACAAAGUAUGUACUACAACCAAAGGAGAAUGGAGGAGUCCUUGUUGUGGAUUUGGAAGGAAAACCAACUGCACACUAUUAUGAUUCUGAAUUAUCAUUAAUCUCAAGUGGGAUAAAAAUUGGAAAUUAUAUAUAUUGUGGCUCCCUUAUGUAUCCCUUUUUAGUACGUUUUGACAUGAAGCAAUAUCCUGCUCCCUUCCCUUAUAUGAACGACGAAAUUAUAUCAGCCACACAAAAUUACUUAAAUAGGCUCACUUAAUUAAAGUCUUGUAUAUGUUACUUUAUAUUUAUAAAAGCUGUUAGAUGGUGUCACUAUUAAAUGAGGAUCGGAGUGGCACUAUUAGAUGGUUUCACUUAAUUAUUUCAAACUAUCCUUUUUUUAUCUUUAACUUUAUAUUUGAUCUUCUCAA